UCCGGUAUGUUUUCCCUGUGAAGAGGAAGCGCGAGAGGUUGCACAGCCAUCGUGAGCAGCUGGAGGUAAGUGUACUGCAGAAGACGGGCGGUAGGAACUUUUUUCUGCUCUCUACUGCCGCUUAUUUUCGCGUAAAGCUAUCGUUCACGUCACUAAAUUGCUGAUACAACAGGAAUAAAUACAGGUACACUAGGACGUGGGAUAAUUUUAUCCACUGCACGGAUCAUGAUUAACAAGCCGGCGUGAUCAUGAUGAUGUCAGAUGAUGAUGAAGCAGAAGAUUCCAAUGAAUGGACGGUGCCGGGUGUUGGAGUCCAUUUUUGGAAAGAGCCCUGAGGUUUUUCUUCCACUGCUGACUGCUUGCUGUCUGCUGAGAUAGCUCUAAGUUCCGCUUCCCCGAAGAUGACGGAGCCUGAACUGCUGACGGAGGUGCCCGCUGCCUUGAAGCGGCUGGCCAAGCAGGUGGUGCGGGGCUUCUAUGGUGUGGAGCACGCGCUCGCCCUGGACAUCCUGAUUCGCAACCCAUGCGUGCGUGAGGAGGACAUGCUGGAGCUGCUGAAGUUUGAUCGCAAGCAACUGCGUUCUGUGCUCAACACACUUAAGGGUGACAAGUUUGUUAAGUGUCGCUUGCGUGUGGAGACUGCUCCUGAUGGCAAGGCCACCAGGCACAACUAUUACUUCAUUAAUUACCGCAUGCUGGUGAAUGUGGUCAAGUACAAGUUGGACCACAUGCGUCGACGCAUUGAGACUGAUGAGAGGGACUCCACCAACCGUGCUUCAUUUCGUUGCCCUUGCUGUUUCAGUACCUUCACAGACCUGGAGGCCAACCAACUUUUUGAUCCUAUGACAGACACUUUCCGUUGCACAUUCUGCCAGACGGAAGUGGAGGAAGACGAGUCAGCGGUGCCGAAGAAGGACGCGCGGACACUGGUUGCUCGUUUCAAUGAACAGAUUGAGCCCAUCUACGUACUGCUGCGCGAGACGGAAGAUAUUAAUUUGUCUCAUGAGCUGUUGGAACCAGAGCCUGCUGAAAUCCCUGCACUAAAGCAGAAUCGUCAGGCUGUUGCACAUGCUAUGGGUGGAUCAGCCGGUGCAGCUGGGUCAGGUGGGCCACAUCGGGAGGCCUGGUCUACAAAGGGUUCGACGUAUGCUGACCUGUACACGCAGAAUGUGGUAAUCAGCGUGGAGGAACAGGAGGAACCCCGGCGGUUGGCAGCUGAGGGCAAGGCGCCUAAGGAACGUCCUGUGUGGCUGACGGAAAGUACCGUGCAGGGAGCCUAUAGCGAACCAGAUCACCUUCACAACCCUACCGAGGACAUGGCUGGACUCCGGGAGGGUGAGGCAGGCCGUGACGUGCAGUUUGAUGAGAAUGAGGAGGUCAUGCGGGCCCUGCUGAUCCACGAGAAGAGGGGUGUGGGUGGAGCUGUGGCAGUGGGAGGGGCUGUGGCUGGCAUGCGCCCCUCUAUGACCAAUGCCAGCGACUCGGAGAGUGACACCAGUGAAUCGGAUGAGGACUCCCCACCGCGGCCUCAGCCCCAUCCCACAGCACAUGUCCAGGGGGAGGAUGAUGAGGAUGAUGAUGAGGACUUUGAGGAGGUGGGGGAGGAUGAACACAUGGUCCUGGUUGCUGGCAGGCCAUUCUCCUACCGUGAGGUGAGCCAGCGCCCGGAGCUGGUGGAGCAAAUGAGCGCGCAGGAGAAGGAGGCCUACAUUAAAAUGGGCCAGGACCUUUUCCAGGACAUGUACUUUUGAAACCACUUUGUUUGUGAAAACAUGUUGUUUCUUCCUGUCCCUCAGGUUGUUCAUACUUCCUGUCCAUCUUGUUGUGGAGGGCAGAAUCAGAAUAUCUCACAACUUCUCUGUAGUUUGCUUCCACACUAAGGUUGACUAUUUUUAGCUGACUGCUUUUCACAAGUGUAGUAAAUGUCACCCUGUUCAUAUUUAAUGCUUUUCUUUUUUAUUUUGUGUAAAGGUCUCUGCUACUCAGGCAGUCUUUUUUUCAAUGAAUUUACUUAGCCUCUGAAUAUUAGAGGAAGUUGCUGAAGGUGCUAAGGGGUUAACUCAUCCAAGUUCUGUAUAAUGCUCCAGAACAUCGUCUUUUUUUUCCAGAGGCCUGUUGGACUUGUGCCUCCUCUGAGCCAGCCAUCAGUCCUCGUGCUCAUAGCAAGUAUUUGACCUUUCUCGGGAUCACUCUGUCUUGCAGCAUAGCAGUGGUCACCAAUUGAAGAGCAAUUUGCGCUCAUUUGAAGCUGCUGCCCCAGACAAGUGGGCAAAGUGUAAUAACCAAACACUGUCUUUGUUGGAUCUGCUUAAGCCUCAGCUUAUCUAGGUUUUGUCAUGCUGUAGCUCAUUCAGGACUCUCAGCCUUCCAAGGCUUGUCCCAGCCAUCUUUACCCCAGGCAGAUUUUUGAAAUGGUUCUCUCUCUUGAAAGUAGAAGGAAUGAAUGAAUUGUAUUAAUUCAGCGGUUGUCACUGUAGCCUCCAGGCCUGCUUCUGCAUGAGGAAGAGCUAAAGGUUAUGGCAGCACUGUCAUGCUGACUUUAGGUCCACCAGAAUUUCACAUGCCCCAAUCCAGAGGCCAUCAGUUUAUAAGGUACAGGACAACACGGAAUACUUGUAUAAAAUUUCCUCUUACAUAUACAGUGUUUUACAGAACACAAAAAUUGUACUUUAGAGUUGGAACAUAUUUAAGGUAAGCAUAUACUAAGUGUUAACUUUUAUUGUUAUAAAUUGGAUGUCUUGUUCUGUUGGUAUAAUUUGUGAUUUGCAGCAGCUAAUUUUAAUGUCUACACACAUCUGGAUGAUCUGAUCUCCUGAAGCGGGAUUGGGGGACUGGUCAUCUGAAGGAACGGAUCUUACAAACAAUAAAUGUAUGCGCUUCCAGUGCUCUUAGUACCUCAGUGCAUUUCUACCCCUCUGUUAUAAAGCCUUGGAAGUGCACAAAACUGUUUCUGUUUAUUUCUUGUAAGGAAUCUAAUGUAUCUCAACUACAUGGUUUAAUUCUGCACUGAUUACGGCAAAGUGGAUUUCUACAUACUGUUGUAACUUUUCCACUUACAUGUAAUCUUCCAUCAAG
Molecule: messenger RNA, 3075 nt
Organism: Scleropages formosus (Asian bonytongue)
Lineage: Eukaryota; Metazoa; Chordata; Actinopteri; Osteoglossiformes; Osteoglossidae
Gene: gtf2e1
Product: general transcription factor IIE, polypeptide 1, alpha
Exons: 5
Coding region: 402-1751 (449 amino acids)
Biological process (GO): transcription initiation at RNA polymerase II promoter
Cellular component (GO): transcription factor TFIIE complex
Source: RefSeq, a predicted model, not a curated record